This is a messenger RNA of Cooperia oncophora, 204 nucleotides long. NCBI's taxonomy places the organism in Eukaryota, Metazoa, Nematoda, Chromadorea, Rhabditida, Trichostrongylidae. The record is from the annotation of a GenBank genome assembly.
AUGGUCGACAAGGGCUCACCCGCAGAUUUAGGCGGACUUCGCACGGGCGACCGUAUUUUCGCCGUGAAUGGACACAGCAUCAUUGGCGAAAGUCACAAAAAAGCGAUACAAUUUUAUGACCAGAUGACCGUGGCACUCGAAGAGCAAUUCCAUCUGAUUUAUGGGUUUUUUUUCACCCAUCUUUUUCGGAACAAGAAUCAUUGA